Molecule: messenger RNA, 2896 nt
Organism: Cryptotermes secundus
Lineage: Eukaryota; Metazoa; Arthropoda; Insecta; Blattodea; Kalotermitidae
Product: serendipity locus protein alpha
Exons: 13
Coding region: 218-2554 (778 amino acids)
Biological process (GO): cellularization; cell migration; cell-cell adhesion
Cellular component (GO): adherens junction; membrane; cytoplasm
Molecular function (GO): beta-catenin binding; actin filament binding
Source: RefSeq, a predicted model, not a curated record
CUUGGGCCAUUAUCCAGCGAUCCAGUGAUAUCGGUAUUUCAGAGAUCAUAUGAUUAACUACGAAAUCGAUCAGUCUCUGAAUCGAUGAUGUUCAAAUUUGAAUUUUGUUCGCUUGAUUGUUUGCAAAGCAAUUCUGAUAGUUUUUUUAUUUUGCGUUUGACGUUCACGAACAGUGGAACAAUCAGAAACAGAAAAAUCACUAGUAUAGAGGAGCAUUAUGUUGGAAGCCAAGCUUUUUUCCUUAAGAACUAAAACUAUGGUUAAAAUCCUGAGACCCAUAGUGCAUAAGGUUGCGGAACUGGAUUCAUACAAAGCUGCAGAAAAUAUGUAUAAUGAAUCAGAAGCAAGAAUUGUGUGUUGUAUCAUGGGAGAGAUACAUAAAAGUCUUUCACAGUUGCCUGAGUUUAAAGGAUCAGAAUACCCCAAAAAAUUGAAGAUACAACUAAAAGCAGCAUUAGAUGACUUUAAUGCUGUUUAUGAACUUAUACUGUCUCAGGUGGAAAACAGGACUGCUAUUACAGCAACACAAAUACAGGUGGUGGGCAGGAAUCUUAUCGAGUCUUUGUAUGAAGUUUUGCUUUUUGAAGAUUCCUUGUUAAAGGAGAAGAUUCAGGAAUCCUUGUCAAAUUGUCAUAGUGCUCUUUGUGACUUACAGAGAGCCAAGGGCAACCACAUCAUAAUUAAAUUUAAGACUUUUGUUGAAGAAAUACUGCACUGUAGGGAGCCACUGAAUGCCUUUGUCAUUAAUCUAGUUGAUCAGAAACAAAGGAAUUUAAUACUGUUGUGUGGAAGCCAGAUUCAAAAAUGCAUUCCUCUAAUGUUAAAAAUGUAUGAGACAGAGGGAUGGACUGACACAGUCACUUUCAAGGAGUCAGGAUCCUACUUGUUCUCACGAAUGCAGUGGUGUAUCUCCGAGCUACUGAAUGUGAUUGAUACUUCAAUGUCAAAAGAAGCUGACAAGAGGGAAGAAAGUGGUGGCCAGUUUGUGCAGAAGAUGGACCUGGUUUUGGAAAUACUGGCAUCUAUAAAAGUUGAGGAAGAAUUUACUGACAUUAUACCACAAGUAAAACAUAUUUUAGAUGAACUUCUUUGUCAUGCAAUGGCUAUAGCUCAAGUGUCAACUGCAAAUGAUUCUGCAGACAUUACUGCGAGCUGUCAGAAAGUGUUACAUGUUUUUGAGGAUAUGAAGAAAAAAUCAGCUUCAGACACAGUAAACCUCUCAGUCCGUCAGUUAUGUUGCUACUCUCUUGCUGAGGUCUUGGAAUCCCUAGAGCAACAGAUUAACCGCACGUUGCUUAGAUUAGUACUAGAGGUGUUCAGUGAACCAUAUAGUCCAUUAAAGAAGCUGGUGAAAGCAUCUUGUAACAUUCCUGCUGCUGGAUGCCAUGCUGAGGAUCUGGAAGUCUUGGUAUCUGCGUUGGAUUUACAUGUGGAUCGAAUCAUGCAAAUUGGAAUGUUUGCUAUGGCUUGUUCAGGGGAUGAAAAACGAAUUUUAGGGAUCCGUAGCUGCCUCGCAAGCUUGGAAUCUCUUGAGUCUGAACUAGUGCCAUCAUUAACAGCUUAUUAUUUGGAUCAUGGCCGAACACCUCAUAGAAAUCACCUUAAGAUCUUGUCUGAUCACUGGCAGUCAGAAGUCCUUAAGCUGGAGGAGCUCAUAGAUGGUAUUGUGGAUCCAGCAGCCUUCUGUCAGGUUGCCCUAGAAGAAGUGCUUCAGAUGGUGGCGACAUUGAAAGUUUCUCUUGAGGGAGAGAAACCAUUCCUGAAGACUUUGUUAUAUGGUAUUCAGAAGAAAUCGUUAAAAUUGGUGAAACAUUUGUAUGUAAGCACUCUUGGAAUGAAGACAUUUCCUCCAGAAUUGAAAAUGGAAAAGGCAGUUGAUGAUUUAUUCCAUGCCUGUAAGGAGUGUUCUGCUGCCAUGGAUGUUUUCCUUUCUGGAUCAAAUUCUGAUGAUUCUAUGUACCUUUCACGACUGUUGAAGCGCUGUAAACUGAUAGUAUCGUACAUGAAGAAACUUCAGCUUCUUCUGUUGGAACAUGUGAAUCAUGCUCAUUCAUUAGAGGAGAGAAAAGACAGUGGAUCUGCUCCUGUGAAUAACUUUAAGGAGGAAGGUGAUACACUUGUGUUUCCCGAGAGUAUUCAUGGUUUGCCAUUGGAUAUUUCACAUAACAGUUCUAAAACAAGAUGUACAUUUACAGAUGGUGUUGCUGUCAAGGAGAUGAAACUGGAAGACACCCAUCUGGUGAGUGGUACAGCUCUUCUACCUUAUCUUGAGAAAGGAAUGAAAUUGCGUCAAGAGCGAAGUAUUUUGUAUCAAACUCCCAAGACAGUGAAGGAGAACCAUCAGAAGUCAAGUAUGGCAUACCAUACUCUUACACAUAGAAUCCAAAGAAGAAUGUUCAGUCGUAAUGAAUCAGUAAAUGUGGACAAGCAUCCAGAAACUAAUUUGCUCCACUUUUCAAUGGAUGAUUCUCUUGAUUUGGAAGUAACAGAUAUACUGGAGAGUCUGACCUCACUAUCGAGUACAUUAAUGACCCAGAAUGUGUCCACAGUGUAGUAGUGUGUAUCUACUGUUUGCGUCACAGCAUCUGAACGUUCAACAUUUAGAAGAAUGAAGUUUGAAAUAUAAAAGUAUGGAGGACUUGCUAGGAUCAAUAUAUCAACUCUGAUACAUACUUGGUCUGAUAGGAUAUGAUAAUGCCAUAUUUAAUCCUGAAGUUGCCUCGACUUCAUAACUGCCCCGCGAAAUUUAUGGAGAAGAAAUGCUGCAAAAUCUUCCAGUGAACUGAUGGAUGUGACUACUUAUGUGCUCAAAAUAUCCUUUGUCUAUUUAUUUAAAUAACAAGCCAUCCAGUAUAACAAAUUUAAUAGAAAGAAUCAGAUUAGACGAAUAGUUUUU